AUGCUUAAUGGGGUGUGUUUUUUACUGUAACAUUUGCCUACUGUGUUAUUGUUUUUGUUUUUUAAGUAUGCAUUUGGGGAUAUCAUCAAAUUUAAUCGUCAGAAGAUUGGCAUUACAUUAUAUAGCCACUAUGCUAUUUACGUGGGCAAUGAAAACAUCCAAGGUAAAAAUACUGGAGAGGAUAUUUUUCACUUCUCAGGUAAGUUGACAAAAGUUUCAAUAAAACAUAAGCCUUUUAAAUCCUUUGUUAAAGAUUUCUACUCCCUUACUCAUGUCAAAUAGCUGUCUUUUUCCUUUAUCAGGUGAAAAAAAAAAUCCAGAAAAUGCAGAUUGUGUGUUUGCCAAACUGGAGGUGGUUACAGACGGCAGUACCCAUGAACAACACAAUUAUAGGGAUGCUCCAGGCUUCAAAAAGAGAAAAGUUGAAGACAUGAUUCAAGAUAUUAUAGCUCUGCACAAAAAAUGUCGAGGAUCAUACUCUGUUAAUUCUAAUAAUUGUGAGCAUCUUGCCACAUUUAUUCGGUAUGGUUCUGCAAGCUGCAUUCAGGUACGUUUUAUUUCUUUAAUCAAUCAUUGAUUAAAUAAAUAAUCAACUUUUCAAAUCUACAUUAAAAUCCAUCAAACACAUUCAAAAAUGCUAUGUAUUUGGCUUUGAUAAUUGUUUUAACAUCAACUGGAAUUUAUAAACAAAUAAACUCUGUAGGCUACGUGAUGUGAAUUGCUAUGAGAUGGUUAGUGGACGUAGGUGACCCCAUAACAACCAUGAAUCCGUUUUGUGGUCAUUUCCAUAGAAAUAUAAUGAAUAGAAUGGGCUUGGAAGAUCUAACCCUGGCUAUUUUACUGGUAAAGCCACGGGUACACUCACAAUAAAUGCGGUAAAGGAGUCAAUGGAAUGCAGACGUUCCAUUGACCAGAUUGGUGCACAAUUCGACAAAUCUGAUAUAACAAAGUGGAUAUUUGUUAAAUCAGUCAUGAUUUAUGUAUUGUAACAGACCCACAAUGUGGUUACUUAAUUCAGAUUUGGAUAUAUUUGUCUCCCGUUAAUAUAAGUCGUUCUUGAACUAUAAUGCAGUUGAUUGAAAACAAUGACAUGAACAUGUGUUAUGGUUGACAUCCAUACAACCAUUAUACUCCGAUUUCUACCUCAACAUAGUGUGAUAUACACAUAUAAGCAAUGAGGAGAUUCUGAAUGUUUCCCCCACGAGUUUCCAUUGCAAUUCCAUUGUUUUGGUCGAGUUCGAUUGACUCCUUUAACACAUUUAUAGAUAAAGAGCUCAAUCAAACUUAAAAGUUAUACAUUGGAAAGACACCAAGAGACAGCAAAAAUACUAUUUACACACUAUUCAUAUAUACAUAUUCAUAUUAUUAUUAUUAUUAUAUACAGUUAAAUUAGAUAUUUAGAAAGAUGAGAUGCGUUGUGAUACAAGAUGGUUUUCUAUUAGUUUUUUAAGCUGAACUUGUAUUUGUUGUAAUGUCAAAUGAGUUGACUCAAUAAAUCACAGCACAGAUUGAAGGGUACACUUCCUUCUUUUACUUCCUGGCAUGAGUACACUAAAAAUGGCUGCCAGUCCGUCUUAUGGCCAAUUCCAAUUGAAAUUCCCUAUUUCCUCAUUAAAGGAGGAUACAUUGUAAUUGUGAUUGGAAUUUCAGUAACCAUCCUGAAUUGAAAUAAUUGAUCCCAACCCUGGAGACAUUGUGUAUCACCUGAUUUUGUAUUUUUGUCAACCGUCCAUAGAGAGAUGCCAAUCCAUUCACCCGUUUUUUAGCUUCACGUUUCUGCAACAAUGUACCGACCCUGACAUCACUUACGAAUAAUCAGAAGAGGGGGCGUGGCAGAAGAGGUCUUCGUCUCCUGCGUGAUGAAACUCAUUCCAACCAGGGUGCACCAGCAGCUUGA
This is a messenger RNA of Coregonus sp. 'balchen', 1897 nucleotides long. Lineage: Eukaryota; Metazoa; Chordata; Actinopteri; Salmoniformes; Salmonidae. The record is from the annotation of a GenBank genome assembly.